Dicentrarchus labrax (European seabass) is the source of this 6869-nucleotide messenger RNA. It is a transcript of the gene knl1, whose product is annotated as kinetochore scaffold 1. Bases 267 to 6032 code for a protein of 1921 amino acids. The transcript has 30 exons. Gene Ontology annotation, cellular component: nucleus. Lineage: Eukaryota; Metazoa; Chordata; Actinopteri; Moronidae. Gene Ontology annotation, biological process: attachment of spindle microtubules to kinetochore; protein localization to kinetochore; cell division. The record is from RefSeq and is a predicted model, not a curated record.
ACUUUACUGCUUUGACCGAAAUAACCGAAAGAAAGGGAGAAAGUAGAAACUAGAGUGCUCUGCGCAUGCGUGUAGGCGGCUAAAUUCAAACCUCAAGACGUUAGCGUCGAGGCUCGUUGACGUUGGGUUCCCACAUCGAUCUAAGCAAAAAAAAAAAUAAAUAAAAAAAGGCGACAUGAAAACAAUUUUAAAUUAGUUUACCAGUAAUAACACAAACCGUGGCCGUUGUAAAACCAGAGGAACUCAUAGCAACUACAAGGUUGAAAAUGGAGCCUCUGGAUCCUUUUAAGAAUGAUGAAGGCAGUGGAUUCUCCAAGCGCCGCAUUUCUUCGAUUUUAAAAGCACCGCGGAAAUCAAUCAGAAUCCCUGACCCUGAGCAACAGGAACAUACGGUGGAGUGUGCCAAACCAGUGGAAAAGAGGAAUUCAAGAAGAGUCAGUUUUGCCCCUGCAAAUGAUGUUCUCCUGUUCUCAAAGGAUGUAAAAAAUGCCUCUCCUGCCCGAAGUCCUUUGCAAGACUUAUUGACAACCGCAGCAGCCACACAAAAUAGGGUCCAAGUGGCGGUCACUGAAGAUGGAAUUCAACAAAUUGCAGGAAUGGAAACCCUUCUGAGUGCUCCUCUACACACUUCUCAACAAAGGGAUAAGGUCAACCUUGAUACUCGGGAUGACUUUGGGGAACGAACAGUGAUGUUUUCUACGGAUGAUGCAUUCAUGGACAUGACCCACUGUCACACUAUAAACAUUGGCAAUGAUGCAGAUUUACUUGCAGAUAUUUCCCUCCAAAACCAUGACAUUUUACCCACUAGCAGAGAGAAAACUGUGAUGUUCACUGCAGAUGAUGGAUCCAUGGAUAUGACCUUAAGUCACACUGUGAACAUGACAAACAUGUCAGUGCUACUAACCACUAGCAGAAACAUGGAUUUAAGUGCAGAGAAGAGAAACACACCCUCCAUGAGGCUUCCUGCUGGAGCAUCCUCUGAAGAGACAAGUGGCUCUCUGGCCCAGAUUAAAACGCACAUGGCUGAUGUGGAUAAAGAAAAUCAGGCACCAACCUCUCUUUCAGCUGUGAUGGCGAAGUCACUAAAUACAUCCAGGAUGAUUGGUGAAUCAUCUUAUCGAAGUGCGCUCUAUCCAAAGGAUGAUGUAAGCAUGGAUAUGACUGAAGCUCUGACAGGCCGCAUUCAGGGUUUUACUGACGAUGACGAUCCCUUUCAGUGUCUUUUUCCCACACAAGAAAUGUACUCCCACCUUGACAACAGAGUGUCACAGACAGCAGAGAAGACCAAACCACAACAGAGCAGUAAAAUGCUGGCAUCAUUCAACCCUAAAGAUAUGACCUCCUUGAAGAACACGUCUCUUCAUGAUUCUCAUCAAAGACAAAACGUCAACCUUCACACAAAAGAUGAAUGCAGAGAGAAAAUUAUAAUCUUCACUGCUGGUGAUGAGUUCAUGGAUGUGACUCAGAGCCACACUGUAAACAUUGCCAGUGGUUCAUUAGCUCCACCAAACCAAAAUUGCUCUCUUGGAAAAAUGGACAAUGCUUCAUCUCUGGAGGAGAGAAAACAAAAGAUUUGUGGUCCACCUGGCUCAUCAGCAAAUGGUGUGGAUCUAGGAUUUAAAAACUUCCUUGCAAAUCUCUAUGAAAAAAGUGCCCCCAGUGGUAGUUCGGUGAUUGCCAGAAAGGAACCUCCUACUGCAGCUGCAUCCUCUAAGGAAACCGUCACAAACAGCUCCCUGUCCCAGCUUAAAACCGAUGGUACUAAAGAAAAUCGGCCACUAAAUACAACCAGGAGCUUUGGAGAAUCAUUUAAUGGAGGUGCAAUCAGUACUGAAAAUGACGUGAGCAUGGAUAUGACAGAAGCAGUCCAAACUACAGCACUCACUGCCUCAGAUGAUCCUUUUCAGUUUCUGUUUCCAACACAAGACAUGUACCCUCACCGCGAAAGUCUGAAGAAACCAGAGAGGACUUCAGGACGGAAGAGUGCAGGUAUGGAAACCUCACUGAAGCCAUCUAUAAAGACAAAGGUGCAAAGACAUCAGGUCAACUUUGAUGCUGAAGAUGACUGCAGAGAGAAAACAGUGAGGUUCACUGCUGACGAUGGCUGUAUGGAUGUGACAAGAAGUCAGACUGUAAACAUUGUCAGUCAUUUAGGACUGCAGUCGCACCAAAAUGUGGGGUUUUUACCUGCUUGCGGGGAGAAGACCGUGAGGUUCACUGCAAGUGAUGCAGCAAUGGAUGUGACGCAAAGUCACACUGUAAACAUUGCCACUGAUUUCAACCCACAGUCGCACCAAAAUGUGGACUUUUUACCUCCUUGUGGAGAGAAGACCGUGAGGUUCACUGCAAGUGAUGCAGCAAUGGAUGUGACACAAAGUCACACUGUAAACAUUGCCACUAAUUUUGACCCACAGUCGCAUCAAGAUGUGGACUUUUUGCCUACAUUCGGAGAGAAGACUGUAAGGUUCACUGCAAAUGAUGCAGCAAUGGAUGUGACAAGAAGUCAGACUGUAAACAUUGUCAGUGAUUUAGGACUGCAGUCUAACCCAAAUUUGGACUUUGUACCUACAUGUGGAGAGAAGACUGUGAGGUUCACUGCAAAUGAUGCAGCAAUGGAUGUGACAAGAAGUCAGACUGUAAACAUUGCCACUAAUUUUGACCCACAGUCGCAUCAAGAUGUGGACUUUUUGCCUACAUUCGGAGAGAAGACUGUAAGGUUCACUGCAAAUGAUGCAGCAAUGGAUGUGACAAGAAGUCAGACUGUAAACAUUGUCAGUGAUUUAGGACUGCAGUCUAACCCAAAUUUGGAUUUUGUAUCUACAUGUGGAGAGAAGACUGUGAGGUUCACUGCAAAUGAUGCAGCAAUGGAUGUGACAAGAAGUCAGACUGUAAACAUUGCCACAAAUUUUGACCUACAGUCGCACCAAAAUGUGGACUUUUUACCUACAUGUGAAGAGAAGACAGAGAAGACGGUGAGAUUCACUGCAAAAGAUGCAGCCAUGGAUGUGACAAGAAGUCAGACUGUAAACAUUGUCAGUGAUUUUGAACUGCCUUCACACCGGAAUGUGGACUUCUUACCUUCUUGCAGAGAGAAGACGAUGAGGUUCAUGGCAAAUGAUGCAGCCAUGAAUGUGACACAAAGUAACACUGCAAACGUUGCCAGCAAUUCACUUUCAUAUUCAGGUCAAAAUGUGGACUUUCCUUUAUCUGCAAAGAAGAGAGAAAGUGAGGCAUGUCGUCCACAUAAAAAUCGACCUUCAUCAACACACACUUUGGACCCAGGGUUUAAAAACUCCCUGUCUAGAACGAGUGGCCUAUGGGCUAAGCCUGUGAUGACUGAAGCUGCUUCAUCGUCCCCUCAAGAAACGGUAGAUGCAAAUGAAUUCCUGAACCCACUUAAAACGCAGAAGCCUGAGGUUGAUACUGCAAAGCAAGCUCCAGGUUUUGUUUCAGCUCUCAUGGAGAAUCCAGUAAAUCAAACCAUGGCAGACUAUGCAGAGGACGAUGUAAGCAUGGAUAUGACUGAAGCUCAGACAGGCCACAUUUUGAGACAAACGUCUAUAGAUGAGCCACUUCAGUGCCCUGAUUCUGACCAUUUGAAUAAAACAGAGGGGACUUCACAACAGGGCAAUGGAGCACUAGGAUCGUCCAGCCCUGAGUGUGUGAAAAUCACAAACCGUCCUAAUCUUCUUGACUCAAAUGAAACUGAUAACAGGAAGGAACCCAAACCAAGACAUCAAGCUUGUUCACCCAGUGCUGUUAACGAUGUUGAUACAGCACCUUCAAGGAAGUCUAGACGAAUGAGUUUAGCUGAUCUUCAUUCAAAAGUAAGGCGUUUGAGCCACAUGAUAAAUACAGCUCCUGAUGCUGAUGCCCUGGACAGCUGCACAACACCUUUGCCUCAACUGGAACACGACAUGGACAAAAACUCAAAAGACAGAACCAAAUCUCUUCCUGUAGUGGAGCCUGAACUUGAAAUGGGUUUGGUGAACACUCAAGAAAACACACACGCACAAUGUCUUAUGGAAGGAGAAGAACCCUCUCCUACUACUACUACUACUACAAUUCCUUUCAACUUGAAAACCAAACAACUUAUGUCAAGACUCUCAGUGGGAGGCUUUAAGGCCAAACUCCCCCAACGAAGCAAACCCGAUGAGCCAAAAAAGGUGAAUUCAGUGGGAGAACACACAAGGACACUCACUGUGAAUGUUACUAAUCAACUGACUAACUUUGACAAUGAUGUGAGUGACAUUUACGAUGAAGAGCUUGGUAGCUGUGAAGAUAUGUCAGAAAUGCUGGACACAAGGAGUCCUCAGAAAGCCACUGGAAAAGUGAAUCCUUCCCGAGAGUUCAACGUGGAUGGGCCUUUAGAGGAUGAUGUGUUUGAACAGGACUUUAUUAGUCCUCUCCAUGUAAAGAAGAGACCUUUGCCAGUAGAUGAAAAUAAUAUGGAGGAUGAGAAGAGAAUAAAAGCCUCCACUGAGACAGCUACCAACUUUGAAAUGGGAUUACAGUCUGAUCUUGUAGAGUGUGACAGUAACAUUACUACAGCUCCAUGCAUCACUACACAGACGACAGAUUACUGCAAUAGCAGUCACACAGCCAGCAUCAAAUGUGAAGCUACAUUUGAAUCAUCUUUCAAACACAGCCUGUUUGAAUCCCAGCUUGAAGACUACGCCUGUGACAUGCAGAGGAAACUCAAUGAUGGCACCAUCACAGUGUUAGAGUUCUUUAAACUCUUCAACAUAGACUUUGUCAUCCAUAAUCCUCGGCAAAGUGUCCUUCCUGGCAGACUUUUGUCAGACACAGAACGCACACCGAUAGAUUUACUGAAAGACAGGCUUAUCAACCGUCCUAAACAGACGGUGUAUGAGACAGACGUCUUGAACCUUACAGAGAAGGUGGAGGGGCUGAAGGAGCGAAUGCGAGAUCUAGACAAACCACUGAAGACUGUCAAUAGACCUUUGUGGGAAGAAAUGAAAGACUCUUCAGAGAAAGAGCUUAAAUCUUUUGGUGCAAAACUAAAAGAGAGAAACAACUUGUUCAGAAAGAUGAGCAAAGUUCAGUCACAUGAAAUGAAGGAGGUGUUGUACUCAAACCUUGUGCGGGCUAAUCUGGAGGAGCAACAGAGGUUGAGAGGAACGAUUGAGGAAGCAGACGUGAUGAUAAAAAGUUUGGACGACUGUAUUGGUGAAUUAGAAACAGAACUGGCUGCAGUUGAAGAAAAAGGCUUUGAAAACACACCCAGUCUGAAAUCGCGUCAGGAAGAAAUGCAGAAAGUCACUGAGGCUUUGGCGGAUAAUGACCGACAAAUAUCCGAACUGGAGAUGCAGAAGAAGCAGAAUUCAAAUAAACUCAACAGACUCAAAGCUGAGACGAGGAACCUUGAGAGCCACAUCACCGCACUGCAAAUGGUCAAUGAAUGGAAGUUGGGAGAGAAGAGAGACAACUCCACGGUCUACACUUUUCUCCAUGACACCUUGCAUCUACAGUUGGUGUUUGAAAAAAAUGGAAAUGAUGCUGGUAAUCAGUCGGAGAGGAAAAUAUCACACAUCACAUUCAAACAACAAUUUGAUGAUGAGAAGUCUCAGGGCCAUGCGUGCCUUGUUCACAAACUACUCUCUCAGUACAUUGAGGGAGAAGCUGCCUGGGUAGAGAAGUAUCCAACCAGCAGACAUGUUCCAAAGCUGCUCCAUGACGUGGGCCUGGUGGUGAGUCGCUGUCGUCUGCUAGGAGAGGAGCUGCGUCUGCUGAAAAUGUGGGGGGGUCUAAGGCUCGACAUUCUCAACAUCAGCUGUGUGGACACUCAAGUGCACAUUGUUUUCAGCAGUCUUAAAAAAAUGUCCAAGUUUGAGGUGAUCUUCUCUGUCAGUGUGACCAACCACCUCUGUGUCCUUCAAGUGCAGAGCUUCAGAAACCUGAUCGGAACCACAACGAUCCAACAGAUUGAAGAUAUUGUGGCAUCGUUCAGCCCAGCCAAGAACCUCUUGACGAAGAUUGUCAGAAAGCUUCAUGAUAAUCUACUCUGUUGAGACCUAUAGAGGACUAAUGAAACUCUUUUGUACAUUAUAAAUGUUGAAAAAUUAAACAAUUUAAAAUCUAUUAGCUUUCAAAAAAUGAAUAUAGUGUACAGGUCCCAGUCUGUUUUCUCUUCCGCAGUGCACAUUAAGUGGUGGUUUUUCAUUAUAGCUUAUGUCCUCAUAAUGCAGCUGCAUCUGUUGAUAUUUUGCAUUUUGUUAGAAAAACUUUACAACAUAGUACAUAGAAAGGGACGAUGUAAACGUUCAAAUUGCUCAAAUACAGGAAAUCAGAAAAGUUUCAACUUGCUCUAGUUUGUUCUUGACUAAGGACUAAGAAGUGGAAUAGUUAUGUCACAGCUACAUAGCCAAUUUGAGGUUAUUCAAGUCAUUCUCAGUUGUCUUAGCUAUGCCAAAAUUUGGUUUAAUUUAUAUUUUGUCAUGGAUCAUGUGAAACAUUUAAAAUAUUAGAUCUGGUUGGUGUGGAUAGCAGACAGUGCUUCUUCUUGCUUUUUCUGUGCUGUUUUCAGAGUUGCCUCCAGAUGGAGGACAAGGACUGACUUUACAGUACUUAAAAUGGGCCUUGAUAUAUGUAUAUUAGAUCCUGUGUUUGAGACAAGACUCAACAAAAGGUUGUAUAUCUGUCUUAUUUUGUUGCAGCUUUGUGCAGUACAGAACAUAUGUAAAUAUAUUUCAUUGUGUUUUGUUCAUAAUGCUAUUACCACAGCUCCUCUGAUCUUUUUUUAAUUUGAAAGCAAGCUUUGUAAUAUUGUCUUACUUUUUGUAAAAUACAUGUCCUUGAAAAGAUAAAUGUACUCAAAGUUUUCCAUUAAAAAGAUGUUUACAAUCCUU